This is a messenger RNA of Cutaneotrichosporon oleaginosum, 571 nucleotides long. RefSeq lists its product as uncharacterized. Gene Ontology annotation, cellular component: mitochondrial outer membrane. The record is from RefSeq and is a predicted model, not a curated record. NCBI's taxonomy places the organism in Eukaryota, Fungi, Basidiomycota, Tremellomycetes, Trichosporonales, Trichosporonaceae. Gene Ontology annotation, biological process: intracellular protein transport.
CAUGGUUCUCGUCGAAGAAGUCAAGGAGGAUAUCAUCGAGCGCGAGUCGGACUACGAGACCGAGUCCGAGUUCAGCGACGACGAGAGCGUCGCGUCGGACGAGUUCGACCCGAACGAGACGCUCGCCGAGCGCAUCGCCGCCCUCAAGGACAUGGUGCCGCCCGAGACGCGCACCGCCGUCGCCAAGAGCGCCGACCGCGUCGUCGGGUGGGCCAAGUGGGCGACGAGCGGGACGGGCCAGCUCGCGUGGUGGGUCACGACGUCGGCGCUGCUUGUCGGCUUGCCGCUUGCGCUUGCUAUCGAGGACGAGGCGCGCAUCACCCAGCAGGAGCGCGAGAUGCAGAUGCAGAGCGCCGGACAGCAGCAGCUCAUGGGCGGUGCGCCCGCCGGCCAGCCUGCCGGCGUCCCCGCCGGCUUCUAAGCGACUCGACUCGUUGUUAGCUAUGCUGUCCUUCCCUCAAAACCGCCCCGCCAGACAGGCGCAGCGAUUGUACGAUAGCCGCAUUAUGUAUGGCAUCACCCCUCCGCGAGUAUGCACGUGUGGAUCGUUGCCUGGCAGUGGAAAGAGCAG